Messenger RNA from Exophiala oligosperma, 1761 nucleotides. RefSeq lists its product as uncharacterized. The record is from RefSeq and is a predicted model, not a curated record. The transcript has 3 exons. NCBI's taxonomy places the organism in Eukaryota, Fungi, Ascomycota, Eurotiomycetes, Chaetothyriales, Herpotrichiellaceae. Gene Ontology annotation, molecular function: catalytic activity. Bases 1 to 1761 code for a protein of 586 amino acids.
AUGAUCGCCAAGGACAGUCUGAAUGCUGAGAAAGCAUAUACUCUCCAGGGAGAAUCCAAGAAAAUCUUCGAGACAAUCCUGAAUGAUUCUCGCUUGAACGUACCAUCCGAUGUCAAAGCACUAGGCGACAGAAUCAAGUUCACUGGAGACGAAAGAGACCCAUUUUACCCGGUCCCGUACAAGGCUGCAGAAUCCCAAGCAGGGCUUCUUGGCCUUGUGGGUGUUUUUGCUCUUGCUAUAGCUAAGGAUCGCUACGGAAUCGAUCAAGACGUCGAAAUUGAUGUUGCCCACGCAUUGCUCAACGGCCUCGGGGCAUUGUUUGCUCGCCAUGAAGGCUCUUGGUUAUCGGGGAGUCCGAAGAUGAUGGGUGCAGUGCAACGGUGGGAUCACGGCAAGACACGAGAACUUUACCGUCAACUUGCAACCAAUAUUUACAAGACAAAGGACGGCCGCUGGUACUCUCUCCACGGGAAUAUGAACCCUUCCCACUUGCUGGAAAUGCUUGGGGUGGCACAGCACAAUGAGGAGAACUUGAGCUGGCAACAAAUACUGGACAUGUACGCAAAGAUUGUGGGAAACCUGGACUCGGAGACUCUUGACAACUGGAGCAAUAAUGUCUAUCGGACACCUGGUACUGUCUGCCUGGAAAAGGAAGAAUUCGAGAACUCCCCACAUGGAAGAGCCAUUCAAGACGAGCCGUAUUACAACGUGAUCCCACAGCCAUACUACACACAGCCUCCCCUGUCCUGGGACACUGUAGGAUAUGAUCGAUCAGAUAGGCGGCCGCUGUCCGGGAUCAAGGUACUUGAUCUCGCACGAGCAAUUGCUGCACCCACCAUUGGCCGAGUCUGCGCAGCACUAGGUGCGACUGUUAUCCGUGUAUCAUGUUCCACUAAUACGGAGCUUCCAAUAACUCUCAUCGAUGGAUGUAUUGGUAAGACAAGCGUGGACAUCAAUCUCAAGACCUUCGCCGGCAGAAAGAAGCUUCUAGAGCUGAUCCAAGAAGCUGAUGUGUUCAUCGACGGCUACCGUCCAGCUGUAAUGGAGCAUCUUGGUUUUGGUCGUGACGCUGUUCUCGGACUUGUGGCUAAGCGCGACAGAGGUAUCGUCUACUGCCAGGAAAAUUGCUAUGGCUGGAAAGGGCCAUGGGUGAUCAGACCUGGCUGGGCACAGAUUGCCGAUACGGUAUGUGGCAUUGGUCUUGGGAUAGGACGUUUCAAUGGUUACGACGAAGCCCAUAUCUUCCCUGGCCCAAAUGCCGACUACCUGACUGGGCACGCAGGUGCUGCUGCUGUACUACAUGCCCUCUACCUACGCAACAGGCAAGGUGGAUCGUAUGUUACCCAGUGCUCGCUACUCGUCUCCAACUUGCAAAUGCAAUCCUACGGCACAUACAGUGAGGAACAGCAAGCAUCAUUGAAAUCGCGCAACAAGGAACUGGUAGGCCACAUGCGCCACUACGACGAAAUUGUUAGCCACGGGAAGAACAGGCACGUUGUUAGAGGUUUUAUAGCUGAUCGGAAUUUCGAAUCGGCGAUCAAGACAGAAUACUAUCAGACCAUGGAUGGAAGUAUGUGGGGAUUGGGAGAUGUUGAAUUGAUUAAGUUGGCGUUGGAUUUCAAAUCAGAGGGACAGAGCUCUGCAAUGCGAACUGACUGGGUGGUCGCGCCAUGUCCUCCCGGCUAUCAUCUACCGGGGUGGGAGAGGCAGCUGAACCCGGACUUUGUACCUAUCAAGCCUACAGAGGUCACACAAGCAUAG